Molecule: messenger RNA, 2498 nt
Organism: Oryzias melastigma (Indian medaka)
Lineage: Eukaryota; Metazoa; Chordata; Actinopteri; Beloniformes; Adrianichthyidae
Gene: hoxb1a
Product: homeobox B1a
Exons: 2
Coding region: 1174-2352 (392 amino acids)
Biological process (GO): regulation of transcription by RNA polymerase II
Cellular component (GO): nucleus
Molecular function (GO): DNA-binding transcription factor activity, RNA polymerase II-specific; RNA polymerase II cis-regulatory region sequence-specific DNA binding
Source: RefSeq, a predicted model, not a curated record
CUGCCUGAGAUGAUCUUGCUGCUGAUGGAGAAAAUGGAUAAAUAUGGACAAAGUGGGGCUGAAGAGUCAGAUGGAGCAAAUUUCUUCCUUUAAUCCAGACAUAUUGAGGCCUCAAAUGCAUUCUUCUGUAAAUCUUCCAGAUCAUGUUUUUGAUGUUUGAUUCUUGUCUCUGCCAUCACUGUUUUUAGUCUGUGAGAUUUGGAAAUGAGAGGUUUAUUAUUCAAAGGUGUAUUUGUGGCUUUAAGGUGAGUCAACAGCUUAAGGAGGGAGACACGUUUCUAUUUAGAUCUGCUUCAAAUGUAAUGAUGGACUGGGCUUUCAGGACAGCACUCCUGAACGUGUGCAGAAACGAGCAGAGGGCCUGUUGCAGAGAGGACGCUGCAGUCCUGUUCCCAUGCACGUGGUUUAAAGUCGCGCUCGCUCGCGCGCGCGCCUUGUCCUCUGGCAGCUUGGCCAGGAGGAGGUAGAGCUGCAGACCGACUCCCGGCUCCUCUUUUAUUCCACGCCGCUCUGCGCUCUGACAGAUCCGCGCUGAUAUCAGAUUGAUGGGCCGGUUUGAUUGAAGUCUCUUUGUCGCGCUGAUGUCACGGCGAGUGAUGGAUGAGGCGCGUGCGCCGCUAUUGACGCGCGCGCGCACCAACUUCACUCAUGAGCCGAAAACGACCCAUUCCCCUCCUCCUGUACGCACACACACUAACACUGGGGUGACCAGCUGACAACUUCUGGCCUGGUCACCAUAGGCGACGAGACACGUGACUCGCGACAGAGGUAGAUGAGAAGAAAAGAAGAAAGAGGAGAGAGGAGUGAAAGAGGGAGAGAAGUCCAAAACAGAAUUUGGAGGAAACUUUGGGUGAUGGCGGAGUGAAAACAGGACUCAGGUGAAGACGUGGAUCAGCUGUCGCGCUCCUUUACGCACGGACACAGCAGCGGGGACGUGCCUGUUUGGGAUUAAGGGUCCAUUUGUUCUGGAUGAUGACCAGAUCUAGUGAUAACAUUUAAAAUAAAUGUGAUUUUUAUUUUGGAUUCGCAGCUCCCUUCUUGUUGGGGCGUUUUUAUCCGAAUUUAGCUUGUAAAUAUUUUAAAUGGAUUUUGCUGACUUUGACCCGGACCUCUGGGUUCCCGCUUCUUGCUGAGACUCCGUCCAGAACCUUCAGCACCGCGUCUGAGGCCUGCAUGGAAAACAUGAACUCCUUUGUGGAGUUCUCCAUCUGUAAUCGCCAGGGAUCCGGAGGUUACGCUGCGCCCAAAGCUGGAUACUCUCACCCGCUGCGUCACCACCUUCCGCUGGAUCAGCACCACGCCUUCUCGGUGACCCCCGGCGCCCUCCACCCGGGCCUGAAUGUGUCCUCCAUCCCGGUGGCUGCGGGUGGAGAUAGUGGCUACACCGCGGAUGGAAGGAUGUACGGGAGCGGUGCGGAGGGCGGGGGGGGCCACGAGCACGGAGGAGCGAGCCAUCUGGAUCCGCAGCAUCCUUCCGAUCUGGAGCAGCAGCAUCACCCCUACAACGGCUACCACCACCCCCACCACCACCAUCAUCAUCCAAACCUCCAGCAGAACCAAAGCCCCCAGACUGCACUGCUGUCUUACUCCAGCGGGGAUGGGGGCAACACGGGGGUCUUUGCGACCCAAGCGUGUCCUACAAACUCGGAGUUUGUGGCGGGUCACCCGAACUCCCUUCACCCGCAGUACUUCAUGGAUGACUCCGUGGCCUCCUCCUACUAUCAGCAGCCCAGCUUCCCGAGCGCGGCCCCCGCCGUAGGCUCCAGCUACGGCGCUCUGUCCGGGGCCUACUGCGGGCCUCAGGGCACCCCUCCCGCCUCUCAGUACCCGCAGCAGUUAGGCGGGGGGUUGGACGCCAUGGGCUACCUGACGCUCCCGCACCCAGGAGGCUAUGGAGACCUCCCUCCGUCCCACGACCGAGGGAGGGGGGACGAGGAUGAGGCGCAGGCCGGACAGGGACAGACCUUCGAGUGGAUGAAAGUCAAGAGGAAUCCGCCAAAAACAGUUAAAGUCUCUGACUUCGGCGUGCACAACAGCGCCAUGCGCACCAACUUCACCACGCGGCAGCUGACGGAGCUGGAGAAGGAGUUCCACUUCAGCAAGUACCUGACGCGCGCGCGGCGCGUGGAGAUCGCCGCCACCCUCGAGCUGAACGAGACGCAGGUGAAAAUCUGGUUCCAGAACAGGCGCAUGAAGCAGAAGAAGCGCGAGAGGGAGGGCGCCAGUGCGCGCGCGUCCUCGUCAUCCUCGUGCUCGGAUACCUGUGGCGGCUUCACCACCAAGGAGGCGGAGGACACGGACCAGUCCUCCCUGUCCACGUCUCCAGGCGCGUCCCCGAGCUCAGAAACGUGAGACAUUACAGAAGCCCCGACCAUGAUGCACCUGCAGCAUGCACGCGCACGGGCCUCACACUGUCUGAACACAGUGGAUCAUAAAUGCCUUAUACGUGUUUUAUGAGUCCAAUACCCGGAAAAUGAAAAGAACUUUGAAUCCGAACA